Aspergillus oryzae RIB40 is the source of this 1221-nucleotide messenger RNA. RefSeq lists its product as uncharacterized. The record is from RefSeq and is a predicted model, not a curated record. Lineage: Eukaryota; Fungi; Ascomycota; Eurotiomycetes; Eurotiales; Aspergillaceae. The transcript has 2 exons. The coding region runs from base 1 to 1221 and encodes 406 amino acids.
AUGGCUUCAAUCGCCAGCAGGUCAUCUCUCUUCGAGUCGCCGUUAGUUCCUAGAUCACCUCAGCAGUGGAAGGGCGCUCUACAGGGCGUCAAGCUUCUGUAUAUCCAGCGCCAGUACAAACAAUGUGCUGCCCGAGCCACGGAGCUGCUUGAGAAAGCAAGAGAACCACUGCAUCCCGUCUACAAGACAUAUCUCUACUUCUACAGCGCAGUUUGCUACGAGGAGAUGGGGCGAGCCGCUCACAAGUACUCCAGCACCAAGGUUCCAUUGUUGCAAGGCGCGUUAGACCGGUUUGACAUCUGCAGCACAGUUUUGCCCUCUCCCAUACCAGUAUCAAGCCGUACUUCGGAGGGGUCGGACUUCCCCUCGCUGGGAGAAUCCUCUUCGCCUUCUGAGUUUUCAAACAGUCCAUCACCCAUAUCUAGCCUUGUGACCAGCAUCACAGAUAUCAUCGACAGAACCAUUCAGUGGAAAGAAGAGGACCCGUUCAUCUCGGACAGUGAUUCCUGUUCAGAUACGGACAUUGUGGUCGUGAACAAAAUUGCCGAUGACAUAGCAAAUCACCUUCUUGUUCCUCCUCCAUUGACUUUCAGGAAGUCUUCAGAUGAGAUUCUCCCACUUACGGCAGUCACCCAUGAUCCAGGCCACACUGCAGCUCGGAGCGAGAGACCAGACCGAGCUCGUUUGCCUCCUCCACUGCCUAUAAAGAUUGUCCCUCGUACAGCCUCAGGCAAAUACAAGAGAACGGUUGAUUCACCCCUAAACAACAGAGAUUCCCGACUAUGCACAGAUGACUUACUCAUCGAUCUAAGCCAAAAGAAGAGUGAACCUGCGACCCCACACUACAGUGAUUCCAUCAGGCGCUACAAUAGUAGUAUCCGAUCUCUGCGGUCUCAAAUCGACUCGAGCAUGAACUCAAUUCAUGUGCUGAUUGAUGAAGUCGAAGAGAAGCAGCAUACCCGCAAAAUGGCCAAGACUAUCAAGCGAUCGGCAUCUUUCUGGAGUUUCAGUCCUAUCAAAGGUGGUGAUGGAUGCUGGGAGAAAGCUGAAGUUCCGAAACGUUCCCCGGGCAAAGAGACUAAGCAGGAGAGAAUUGAACGACUAGGCAAUGAAGGAUGGAAGACUGUGGGACUGCGAUCUGCAGCGCGAGGAUGGAAAGGAGGAGAGUACUACAAGGCCUAUUGCAGUUCUAUUUUGGAUGAGCUUUACUUGGAGUCGUGA